AUGGGUGAACUUCCAAUUUUCACUUGUCAAGCCCAUGUAUUUACAAUUAACCCUCAAACAAAGAAGUCAUGGAUUCCGUCAAGCAGUAAAGCAGUCGAUGUUAACUUCUUUUAUGAUUCCAAUAAGCACUGUUAUCGAAUAAUUAGUGUUGAAGAUUCUUCUGGUUCAAAAAAGGUUAUUAUUAAUAGUACAUUGACGGAAAAAAUGACAUUCAAGAAGACUUCACAAAAAUUCGGACAAUGGGCUGAUUCGAAAACUGGUGGAGUUCAUGGUUUGGGGUUCAGCUCAGAAGCAGAUUUAACCAUGUUUAUCAAUCAAUUUAAACAAUGUGUAGAUUCAAUGAAGACUCAAAUUCAACCAGAAUCAAAUAGUCCAUCUGGAUUACGUGUACCAUCAGAUUCAGUCAAUUUACCAAAAGACAAUUUAUCAAGCCCGUUACAAAAUGGUCAAAUUCAUCCACCAAUAUCGAGUAGUAGUAGUAUUAUUCCAAUUAAUCAACCCACUACACCAACAAUAACACCUACAUGUUUAACGAAUAAUUUUAUUACUUCACAUCAAAAUAUUUCACAAAAUUUAUCAAAUCCAUUAUCUAUACAACAUGUUAAUUCAUCAUCAUUGCCUGUAACACUAACAACACAAUCCUUGACAACAACUGAUGGACAAAAUGAAAUGUAUUCUAAUCAAUCUGUACAAAAUCAAUUGAAAUUAGCUCAAGCUCAAGUGAAACGGUUGGAGAUGGAAAUUAAUCAAUUAAAACGUCAAGCUAUGCCAGUAAUGGGUAGUUCAAUGAAUGGAUUAGUUUAUGCAACAAAUUAUACUAAUAUUGAACCGGGAAUAUCAAUGGAUACCGUUGAUAGUCCUGAUCUACGAUGUGGUAUUGCACGUUUGGAAUUAGAUGGUACUAAUGGCGGUGGAGGCGCCGGUGUCAAUAGUAAUGGAGAAUGGAUUAACGAAUUGAGUAUUAGUAAUAAACCUAAACCAGUUGGUACUAUCCAUCCAUCAUUGGUACAAGGUAAUCAAAACAGACUAUUAUGGAUGGAUCGCGCAUCACAAGAUACUAUACGAUCAUUGCAUAUACGUUUAGGAAAUAUAUUAAAAGAAGCCUUAGAAAUUCAUAAUCGUUUAAGUUCUCUCCUAUCAAUUCCAUCUGUAGAGUAA
Schistosoma spindalis is the source of this 1158-nucleotide messenger RNA. The record is from the annotation of a GenBank genome assembly. Lineage: Eukaryota; Metazoa; Platyhelminthes; Trematoda; Strigeidida; Schistosomatidae.